AUGGACUACCAUUCCAAUGGGAAUGGCGUCAAUGGGACGAACGGAACGAGUCGCUUCGCGGCGGAACUUCCAUCGACUCCCACUGGAAACGGUUUUGGAAACGGAGAAGGAUCGAGGUAUGAAAAGAGUGCUAACCGCUUUUACGGAAACGUCUAUGACGGUUCCGCACCGUCCACCCCAAAAUCUUCCUUAACCACGGCUUUCAAAUCCGCAUGUACAAACUCGCCUGUUGUUUCAUUCACCCGUGGUGUGCUUCGUGCUAGUCGCAAGAAGAUUCGCCCACUUUUCACAUCGACGACGACGUCGUCCUACGAAAGUAGUUACUAUCGUGUUCCAAGCCCAUCCCACAACUUCUGGCCAGAUACGACAUUCUUCGGACCAAUUCUCGCAAUGCGACAACCGCCACCAUCGCAAACUCUGGACAUUGUGGAUUUGGACAAAAGCACUUACUGGGAGGCAGCUCCGGCUGAGAUGGUCGAAUUGGCCAACAAAUACAAUUUCACCAUUGACGAAGGAAGCAGUAUCCAGCAGGAAGCUCUCGAGCUCCGCGCGGUUAUUCGCAAGGAUUUGAAAAAGAAGUUGAAAAUUAAAAGUGGAUACAGUCGUAUUAAGUUGAUCACGUCGGAUCGUCGUCAGAGUGAAUUUCUCCGCUUCGAGUUGUCCGACCUUAACGAACAAAUUGCUGAUCUUCAAGAGGAUCUUCAGGCGUUGGAGAUGUAUAACAGUGGUGCUUUUGACGAGGAUGUCAUGUAUCUGGACAACUUGGAAGAUUGUGACGUUGAGAACGGUCCACCAAGCAAACUUCUCGUUCUUCAAUUGGAAUUGGAGAAGGAGCUCAAAGUGAAGAGAGGAUUGGAGCAAUUCUUGCGUGGAGCUCCAGACAAGUCAAAAGUGCACGGAGACUCUCAAAGUCUUCUUGACGACAGCCGCGCCAAGAUUGCAAUGCUUCGUAUGCAAAUUGAUCGUCUUUCUCAAGAAAGUCCAGCUACCGAAGGAGAUCAGAAGUCAAAGGUUGAACUUGCCAUCGAGGAUCUCAUCAUUCGCUACCACAAGGAAAAGUUGAUUAUGGAUGGAUCUCGCAAUAUGAUUCGUAUCCUUCGUUGCCAGAAGAAAUUAGACAACAAGGCUAUUGAGGAAGCUCUCAACAGUCUGAUCAUUGCUUCCGAGAAGUCAGAUCUUAUCAAAUUGGCUCUUCUGAAAUAUGCUGCUAGUCUUCCAAUUGAGCACAAAGAUAGACACAGUCUGAUCGAGGAAAUCAACGCUGGACGCAUUCCAAAGCCACAAUCUGGUAGCCAAGAUCGUAACAGUCCAUCAAGUGAAGAGGGAAGCACCAGCUGUUCGACAGCUCAGUCUCGUCGUUGCAGUUUCAUGCCACACUCGCUUCAGAUCAGUGGUUGUCUUGAGGUCACCAUCAACGGAUGCUCUGGAAUCAUCUCUGGAAGUUUCGAACGCAGAAUCCGAAUGGAUAUUCCAGGAAUGGCCGGAUACACUUCUGUGUUUGGAGUGGAUUCUACUGGAAAGAAGAAGAAAUCUUUCAAGGGACCGACCAGUCCAGAUGAGGUCUUCUGUGUCCUUCGUAUCGAUAAUCGCUACAUUGGAUCGUCUGAGCUCAAGAAGAUCAUCGAUCGCAACUGGGAUCAGAAGUUUGAUGUGGACUUGGAUCGGUCUCGCGAGCUCCAAAUUGAGCUUUUCUACCACGACGAUCGUUCUAUGUGUGGAUUCGCUGCUAUCAAGUUGUCAAACCUCAUUGAAACUUCAACCAAAGUCGGAAUCAUUGUUCCAGUUGAACCACAAGGCAACAUCUUCGUUCAGUUCAAGUACAUGAACCCUGUUGUCAGCCGUAAACCAAAACUGGAACGUCAGAGACGUUUGUUCCGCGUGAAAGAAUCGAAUGACGGAGCACGACAAAAACUCGGCGUCUUUGCAUUCUCUCGUCUCAUCAAGAGCAGAGGAAAUGAGCCAAGCGAGAAGUUCGCCGCUUUCACUGGAUUCACUCCAAUGGCAUCCAUGUCUUCUCAGCAGCAAGCUGGCCCAUCAUCUUCCGGUCCAUCAUCGUCGAUCUCUUCAGUUUCGACUACAAAUCCAUCGACGUCGAACUCGCUUUUCGACAAGGGUUUCAAUCCACGCAAGUCGGCCAAGAAACAACGUGAGGCCAAGGAAGCAGUUCUCGCUUCGUCAGCCGCUGCUGCUGUUAACGCGAAUCUCUACGUCCACCCGCUUACAUCAGUGGUACCGGCACCUAACCGCGAGCGCAGUUUGGUUGUUGAUGACUACCACGCAAUUUGCACACCAGGCCAGUCACAAGCUCCGGUUCCAGCGGCUCGUCAUAUCGACUUCUUCGCUAGCAGUGAUGGUGCUCCAUUAACAGUAGAACAAUUUCGUUUAAUCAGUGUGCUUGGACGUGGUCACUUUGGAAAAGUCAUCUUGUCUCAACACAACCCAACCUCCAACUACUACGCUCUCAAGGUCCUCAAAAAGGGAGACAUCCUUGGAAGAGACGAAGUCGAGUCACUGAUGGUCGAGAAGCGAAUCUUCGAAGUCUCAUCUCGCGCCCGUCAUCCAUUCCUCGUAAACUUGCACGGAUGCUUCCAAACUCCUGAGCACGUUUUCUUUUGCAUGGAGUACAGUAUGGGUGGUGACUUGAUGCGUCACAUUCACGAUGACGUCUUCGAUGAGGUUCGCGGAUGCUUCUACGCAGCUUGUGUCGUGCUUGGCUUGGAUUUCCUCCACCAGCAUAACAUCAUCUACCGUGAUAUCAAGUUGGAUAACUUGCUCUUGGAUCGUGAUGGAUACGUCAAGAUUGCUGACUUUGGGUUGUGCAAGGAAAACAUGGGUCCAUUUGACAAGACAAGCACUUUCUGUGGUACUCCGGAAUUCUUAGCUCCGGAAGUGUUGUCGGAUUCCUCGUACACUCGUGCCAUCGAUUGGUGGGGUCUUGGUGUCCUCAUUUUCGAGAUGCUCGUCGGUGAGCCACCAUUCAGUGGAGACGACGAAGAGGAGAUCUUCGAUUCAAUCAUCUCUGAAGACGUCCGCUAUCCAAGAUAUCUCUCGGUUGAGUCAAUUGCCAUUAUGAGAAGACUGCUUCGCAAAGUCCCAGAAAAACGUCUUGGCUACGGGGAGCGUGACGCAGAAGACAUUAAGGUCCAAAGAUUCUUCCGUCAUAUUUCAUGGGAGUGGGACAAAUUGUUGAGCCGUGAAAUUCGUCCACCAUUCCAGCCACAGAUUCGCAACCCAGAAGAUGUGUCCAACUUCGACCUGGAAUUCACGCAAGAACGUGCUCGCUUCUCGGCUGCUUCCAGCACUCGCCCAAUCACUGAAGCUGAUCAGCGUCUCUUCAAUAACUUUGAUUUCUCCAUUGUCCCAUGA
This is a messenger RNA of Caenorhabditis remanei, 3366 nucleotides long. RefSeq lists its product as uncharacterized. Bases 1 to 3366 code for a protein of 1121 amino acids. The record is from RefSeq and is a predicted model, not a curated record. Gene Ontology annotation, biological process: signal transduction; protein phosphorylation. The transcript has 10 exons. NCBI's taxonomy places the organism in Eukaryota, Metazoa, Nematoda, Chromadorea, Rhabditida, Rhabditidae. Gene Ontology annotation, molecular function: ATP binding; protein serine/threonine kinase activity.